CAACGGUGCGAUGACAUUUCGUCCUACGAGAGAUUUGAUUGGGCGAUUCCUGUGAUAGAGCUUUUUCAUCUGCAGAUGAUGCUUGCUACAACGAUUUUACGUACCCACUAUGGUGACAUAGGAGUGCCAGGAUCACUAGCUUUCUAUGCAUCAAUGCUAGGGAGGAAUCGUGUCACCCUUGAUGGGCCUGAUUUCUACGCAACAAAUGAACUUCUUCAACAUACGUUUGAUGCCAUGGUAAUCCGCGCGUGGGGGCUUGACCUAGGAUGCGAUUGCGUACAGGGCAUGCUCGACUAUAUUCUGCAAGAAAAACUCGAGCAGCGUAUAGACAUUGUUCUGGACAAGCUUAUGGAGCUAAGCGAACUGGAGCAGCUCAAUGGGACCGUAUCUAUGAACGCUGCUCUAUUCAUAAGGGAUAUGCUUAUAUAUAUAGAGCUAUCAUCUGCUAUCAAGGCUGGAGACACUGGGCGCAUACAUGAGAUGUUAGUAUGGGUCACUAUUUUUUGUCAGGUUGGGGGUACAAAGAACUAUGCGUAUGAGCUUUUGCGAUUACAGCGCGGUCUCAAAUACACCUGGACCGAUCAG
This is a messenger RNA of Lobosporangium transversale, 585 nucleotides long. RefSeq lists its product as hypothetical. Lineage: Eukaryota; Fungi; Mortierellomycota; Mortierellomycetes; Mortierellales; Mortierellaceae. The record is from RefSeq and is a predicted model, not a curated record. The transcript is spliced from 2 exons. The annotation marks the transcript as partial.